This is a messenger RNA of Trichoderma asperellum CBS 433.97, 4027 nucleotides long. RefSeq lists its product as uncharacterized. Gene Ontology annotation, cellular component: plasma membrane. The record is from RefSeq and is a predicted model, not a curated record. Gene Ontology annotation, molecular function: phosphorelay sensor kinase activity; histidine phosphotransfer kinase activity. NCBI's taxonomy places the organism in Eukaryota, Fungi, Ascomycota, Sordariomycetes, Hypocreales, Hypocreaceae. Gene Ontology annotation, biological process: protein autophosphorylation; signal transduction.
CCCUUGUCUUCCUGCAACUGCAUCCGAGGCAUGCUGCGCGAGCAUUCUGGACGCAAUUAAAGCAGCGACACGACUGACUGCUGCUGCGACGGCGACGGCGACGGCGACAGCGACCGGCCAGGACGACCCCCGGAAUCGAAGCCAGGCACGGACGCCAGCAGGCCGGGGAAAAGAAAAAAACCGGUUUCCAUACAGAGUACAUGUAGUCUACUAUACUGCUGCUAUACUGCUGCUAUACUGCUGUAAUACUGCUGUAAUACCUCCUGCAUGCGCCCGUCAUCGGCUCGCCUGCAAACCUCACCUCCAUCCUCUCCCUGGCCAACGCGCCGGCAAGCAUGUUGCGCAGGGAACGAUAGUCGCGGUCGCUCCUGAGCAGAAUGCCAUGCAUUGAGCCUGCCUGCCUGCCCCUUCGUUGCCCUCCAUCGCUCGCUGAAAAUGAGAAUCGCCAUCCGGGAGCAGCUCGCAGCGCUUGUCCUCUCGGCCGUCCUCGUUGCCCUCGCCAUCAUCUCCAUCCCGACAUGGAUCUACGUCCACAACUUCGUCGUCGACGUCGAGUCCAGCGGCCUGGCGCUGACGGCGUCGCUCAAGGCCUCCGAGAUCGCCUCCGAGCUGCAGCUGGCGCAGACCAUCUGCCAGACCGUCGCCACCCGCAUUCUGCUGCAGCAGGCCUUUGUCGACUUCUACAACCGCAACUCGUCCGACCCCUUUGCCAAUGCCCGCACCGACCUGGAGAGCGCCAUGAGCUCUAGCCGCCUCACCGGCCUGCUGCAGGCCCGGCUCUUCUCGCGCAACACGACGGGCGGCGGCCACGAAGGCCUCCUCAGCGUGACCGGCGCCGGCGUGGGCAAUGCCACCGACAACAUCCUGCUUCCCUACCUCGCGCCAGACGGCUCCAGGGUCAACCUGAGCGACACCGAGUAUGGGUACCCCCCAUCGCUCUACCCAAACAUCACAUACACGAACCUCGGGUAUCCAAACCCGUACGUCCCGUCGACCCCGGCCUUUGGGGCCUAUGCCUUUCCAAACGUCAACCUGAGCACCGGCGGCGGCCUUCUCCUUGGUCCGCUGGUCAUCAACGAGACCUUUGCCUUGUUGUCUCUCACCAUCCCGGUUAGGUCUCUCACCAUCCAGGGCUUCAUUCUGGGCUACAUGACGCUCAUUGUCGCGGCGGGCUCUCUGACCAGCGUCCAAAUGUCACCCGAAGGCUUGGGCUCGACGGGUGUCGUCCUCCUCGUCGGGCCGGCCAAUCCUUCUAAUCGCUUCAAUGCAUCUUCACCAGCAAGCAACGACACGUACUCUCCCUCGGAAGAUGGAUUCAAAAACAUUCCUGCUCACUUCGUCAUCCCCCCCGUCCCAAUCCCUGGGCAACCCGAUCGGCAUUCUGAGCGCAACUACGAUGACGGCAAAAAUUAUGCACGUCCAUUUCCGCUCCAUUCAUUUCCAAGCCUGCAGAAAGUGUAUACUCAGAGGCUCUCUUCGACCAAUAACUCCACUGUAGCCUUGUCAACAACCAAUGAGCAAGGCGUUGCCGUUGCUGUAGGCGUCGCUCGCCCGGCAUCCACCCUCGUCGACUGGGCCAUCGUCAUCGAAAAGUCCAAAGGAGAAGCCUACCAGCCUAUUAAUCAGCUGAGAGAUAUCCUUUUGGGGUGUGUUUUUGGGACUGCCGGCCUUGUUGCAAUUCUAGUCUUUCCCUGCGCACACAUCAGCGUACUAUCCAUCCGGCGGCUCAAGUCCGCGACAGAGAAAUCUAUCAACCCCCCAGGAUAUGAUGACGAGUUUGACGAUGGGUUUGAUGAAGAGCACCCAAGCUCAGGAGCUACGAGUUCCAAGCGAUCGGACAGGGGCUUUUUCGGGACCAUCUGGCGGAGGAUAUGGCCGCAGAAGAAGGUUAAGCCGAUAAGUGAAGAUGACGCUCACCGACACGUCUUCAAAAUCCCUGCCAGAGUUGAGGUUGGCAAACACUUCAUCACCGACGAGUUAACGGAGCUCUCGCAGACGUUUAAUGAAAUGUCAGAUGAGCUGUUGAAGCAGUAUACGUCUCUUGAGGACAAGGUUGCCGAGAGAACGCGAGAAUUAGAAAUAAGUAAAAGAGCGGCGGAGGCUGCCAACGAGAGCAAGACAUUGUUUAUCGCCAACAUUUCUCACGAACUGAAAACACCGCUGAAUGGUAUCAUGGGCAUGUGCGCUGUUUGCAUGGAAGAGGAUGACAUUGUACGGAUAAAGCAUUCACUCAAGACACUUUAUAGAUCAGGCGACCUCCUGCUGCAUCUUUUAGAAGAUCUGCUUAGUUUUUCCAAAAACCAAAUUGGCCAGCAUGUGAGCCUUGAGGAGAGAGAAUUUCGCCUAGGCGACAUCAAAUCACAAAUGCUUUUUACUUUCGAUAAACAGGCUCGCGAGAGCGACAUUACCUUUACCGUCAGCUUUCUUGGGAGCGAGAAUAUUGAACUGGAUGGAAUCCUGAAUGAUAGUGCAUUGGAGAAGAGACUGCCUGCCCUAGGCCCCAAUGGCAUGGGCAGACUGAAGGAUGCUUAUGUCUGGGGAGAUCAGCAUCGAAUCUUACAAGUCAUGAUCAAUCUGGUCAACAACAGCUUAAAGUUCACACCGGCCGGGGGGAAAGUGCAGCUUAAGAUUCGGUGCAUUGCCGAGGUCGAGCGGGCCAAUAAUGAUAGCAGGACUUCGUCUUUGUCCAAAAGUGGCUCUGCGAGAGUUGGGCGCAGCCGGCAUCGAGGCAGCACGGGAUCUACGCGCUCUGCUAACUCUAGAGCUACAAACACCUCUUCAACGGUCAAAGGUGGCACUGCUCUUAGCAUUAAUCCCAUGGACCCCAAGGCUACUCCUCACGUUCAAAUCCGAGAGAGGUCGCCAACGCCGCCUCCGCCAAAUGCAAAGCCUUAUAUAUUCGAAUUUGAAGUAGAAGACACUGGCCCAGGUAUUCCCGAACAUAUGCAAGAUAAGAUUUUCGAGCCCUUUGUACAAGGCGACCUUGGUCUUAAUAGAAAGUUUGGAGGGACAGGCCUUGGAUUGAGCAUCUGUUCACAGCUUGCUAAAUUAAUGGGCGGAUCGAUCGCUCUUAAAAGCACCGUGGGUGUAGGGUCGACUUUUACGAUGCAGAUCCCUCUCAAAUACGUCAAAGAUCGUCCGCCAAGUACGGCUUCUAGUAGCACGAAUUCGAGGCCGACAAGUGUCAGGUCCACAGCUGCUGCAGACGGUCACCGAAAUUCCAUGAACGGCUCCGCAUCUCCCCUACAAGAGCCAAAAUCCAAAAGCACGCCUGCUUUGAUAGAAAACAAACUACCGCGUCUUGUGGGCCUUAGUGCCCCCUUUUUCGCUGCCAAGCCCUCGUCACCCAGCAAAGAUGAUAAAAUCGCCACAGCGGUCAUUGAUAAGGCAAUGGCAAAUAAAACAGGCAAGGGCAAGUUGCGCGUGUUAGUUGCCGAUGAUAACGCAACCAAUGUCGAAGUCGUCAGCAGGAUGCUCAAGCUUGAAGAUGUCUACGAUGUUGCCAUUGCUAAAGACGGCCAAGAAGCUUAUGAGCUGGUCAAAGCCAGCAUGGAGAAGAAUCAGCGUUUCGAUGUCAUAUUCAUGGACAUCCAGAUGCCAAAUGUUGACGGCUUACAAUCAACGCGACUUAUUCGAAAGAUGGGCUACGUGGCGCCCAUCGUGGCGCUUACUGCUUUUUCAGAAGAGAGUAAUGUAAAAGAGUGUAUAGAAUCAGGGAUGGAUGAAUUUUUGAGCAAGCCCAUACGGCGGCCAGCCCUGAAAAAAGUGCUAAAAAAGUUCGUCACGAUUCCGGAGGAGCCGGAGACGACUGCUUCGACGAAAGAAAAGGUAUCAAAUUCACAUACAGUAAACGGAAUGAAUGGGAAAUAUAAGAAAGAAGCGCAUAUAGAUUAAUAUAAUUUUCAUUAAUUGGUUAUCCGAAAAGAGCCUCGAAGCGCAGUGUCUAAUUGCGUGAACACGUGCUGGGAAAUUCUUACGUCCUGUAUCACGUCGCUAGACUUUCGAUAGUUUUAAUAAUAACAAAAGC